AUGGUAUCACAGAUGCAAUUCAAGAAAAGCACAAGCUUGAUAAGGCAGAUUUAUUAUUAUGCCCUUGAUAAUAUACCUAGGGUGCCAUGGAAAUGUAUCAUGUUUCACAAUGCAGCUCGACCCAAGGCACUGUUCAUCAUGUGGCUACACCUACUAGGCAAACUGUUGACAGCUGACAGACUCAACAAAUGGGGUAUAGAGGUAGAGCCUAAAUGUAGCCUCUGCCAAAGCUAUGAUGAAACACGAGAACAUCUAUUUGUCCAGUGCUCUUACACUAGAGCAGUGUGGAACAGGGUCCUACAAUGGCUACAAAUGCAGAGCUACCAGCCAGCUACAUGGGAGCAACAUCAGCUAUGGAUAAUCAAACACGCAAGUGGUAAAUCGCAGAGAGCCCAGGUUUUCAAACUGUUGAGUACAGAGAUUGUCCAUGCUAUUUGGAUAGAGAGAAAUAUGACGAUAUUUAAAAAGCUGAGCAGAAAUUGGGAAGCAGUGACUAAGGAGAUAGUCUAUGUAUCUUGUGUUAGAGCUCCACCUAGUUUGCAUCAUAUUUUACAAUCCCUUGUUUUCUAA
Lycium barbarum (goji berry) is the source of this 570-nucleotide messenger RNA. RefSeq lists its product as uncharacterized. Lineage: Eukaryota; Viridiplantae; Streptophyta; Magnoliopsida; Solanales; Solanaceae. The transcript has a single exon. The record is from RefSeq and is a predicted model, not a curated record. The coding region runs from base 1 to 570 and encodes 189 amino acids.